This is a messenger RNA of Colossoma macropomum (tambaqui), 1768 nucleotides long. It is a transcript of the gene srlb, whose product is annotated as sarcalumenin. The transcript is spliced from 7 exons. Gene Ontology annotation, molecular function: GTP binding. Bases 75 to 1523 code for a protein of 482 amino acids. The record is from RefSeq and is a predicted model, not a curated record. Lineage: Eukaryota; Metazoa; Chordata; Actinopteri; Characiformes; Serrasalmidae.
UACGUGCCCCUUGACCUUCUGUGGAUGGUAUAUAUAUAGUCACUGAGGCUAUCAGAGUUCUCCUGGCAGUCAACAUGAAAGGCUUUGUCUCAGUCUGCUGCUUUGUCUCCGUGCUGGCCCUUGCCACACCAGAGGAAGAAGAGGUUCUAGACUCCAUUCUGAGAGACAGAUCUCACAUUGAGGAGACAUUAAGACUGGCAGCAGAAGAGAACUCAGGUGACUAUGCAGCUGCUCUACAGAGACUGAGAAAGAUCUAUCACAGUUCCAUCAGGCCCAUGGAACAUGCUUACAAAUACAAUGAGCUCAGACAACAUGAAAUCUCAGCCUAUCCUGGACGCACCCUGGGGGAUUCGGCCACAGAUGGAGAGAUCACCUCCAAACCCAUGGUGCUGUUCCUUGGCCCUUGGAGUGUAGGCAAGUCCUCCAUGAUCAACUAUUUGCUGGGACUUCAGGACACUCCUUACCAACUAUACACAGGAGCUGAGCCCACUACAUCUGAGUUUACUGUGAUCAUGCAUGGUGAGAAGAUCCGGUCUGUGGAGGGUAUUGUAAUGGCUGCUGACAGCUCUCGCUCCUUCUCACCACUGGAGAAAUUUGGCCAGAACUUUCUGGAGAAGUUAAUUGGCAUUGAGAUGCCUCACAAGCUCCUGGAGCGUGUUACCUUUGUGGACACUCCUGGAAUCAUUGAGAACCGCAAGCAGCAGGAGAGAGGCUAUCCAUUUAAUGAUGUGUGUCAGUGGUUCAUUGACCGUGCAGACCUGAUCUUUGUGGUAUUCGACCCCACCAAGCUGGAUGUUGGCCUUGAGCUUGAGAUGCUUUUCAGGCAACUGAAAGGUCGGGAGUCCCAGAUCCGCAUUAUCCUCAACAAGGCAGACAGCCUGGCCACCCAGGAUCUCAUGCGUGUGUAUGGUGCCCUGUUCUGGAGCUUGGCACCUCUUAUCAAUGUGACAGAACCCCCACGGGUGUAUGUCAGCUCCUUCUGGCCCUACGACUAUGCUCCUAACACCAGUCGUGAACUUUUCAAACGCGAGGAGAUUUCCCUCCUAGAAGACCUGAACCAAGUGAUUGAGAACCGCCUGGAAAACAAAAUCGCCUUCAUCCGUCAGCACGGCAUCCGCGUGCGCAUCCAUGGCCUCCUUGUAGACCGUUACGUGCAGACAUUCAAGGAGAAGAUGAGUUUCUUCAGUGACCCUGAGUUAGUGUUCAAGGAAAUCGUUGAUGACCCAGACAAAUUCUACAUUUUCAAGUCUAUUCUGGCAAAGACCAAUGUUAGCAAGUUUGACUUGCCCAACCGUGAUGCUUACCGUGACUUCUUUGGUAUUAACCCAGUGACCAGUUUCAAGCAGCUCUCUGCCCAGUGUUCAUACAUAGGUGGCUGCCUGUUGGAUAAGAUUGAGAAGGCAAUUACAGAAGAUCUGCCUGGCCUUCUUAGCAGCAUCAACUCCAGUAAGAACCCCACCUUGUCCUCCUGUGAGGCUACCGGCUGUGGGGAGAAGCCCAAGAAUCGCUACCGACGAAACUGAGGUUAAGGUGUAUAGAAUGAAGGAGAGAGCAAGAAAAGUGGCAGUGGAGUGACAAACAAAUCCUGUGCCAGACACAGUCCAUCUCAGAGGCUAACGAGAUUCAGUACAGAAGAAUUGUUUUGGGUUAUUUUUAAGUGGAGGUGGGGUGGGGUGGUGUCUUCGAGAAAACAGGACUUUGGAGAUUCUAGAGAAAUUACAAAGCAAGAGAAAAUAAGUUUACCAAAAUAAAACUCUCCAUGUAGUUU